CAAUUUUGCUUUAAAACUUGUCCGUAGGUUCAUCCCAACGACUCCAAUGUAAAAGUCCCAACGCUACUCUCUCUCCCAUGGCUGACUCUUCCUUGCUGCUCUACUACUCCAAUCGCCGUCUCUCAGGCUCAUUCAGAAGCCUCUUCUUCAUCCCCACAGGCUUAGCUCUCAUAACAUCUAUCUUCAUUCUCUUCUACAUAUCCACCACCUCUAACCUCUUCACCCAUCCGCACCAAAUUACUCUUCUCCUUAAGCCUCCGCCUCGGUCUUCAACAAUAUCUCCCCUAGGCCGCCAAACCAUUUCAAUUUCAUUUCAGAAUGCUUCUCGGAGAUCCUUAGAAUCGCCCAAAAUUGCUCAUUUUGGAGAGCGUAGUGGUGAAGGAGGAAUUGGGAGUCAACGGCCUCUAGGACCUCGAUUGGACUCAGUUGGAAACUAUGUGAAUAAGAACGAGGUGUUCCUUGAUAGAGAUGUCUUUCUGGAAGACUAUAAGGAAAUGAAUCGGAGCUUUAAGAUAUAUGUUUAUCCUCACAGGCGAGAUGAUCCUUUUGCAAAUGUGCUGUUGCCAGUGGAUUCUGAACCUGGGGGUAAUUAUGCUAGUGAAAGUUACUUCAAGAAGGUCCUUAUGAAAAGCCAUUUCAUCACAAAGGAUUCAACCAAGGCAGAUCUUUUCUUUCUGCCUUUCUCAAUUGCAAGGUUGCGGCAUGAUCCCAGGGUUGGUGUAGGAGGUAUCCAAGAUUUUAUUAGAGAUUACAUCUUCAAUAUUAGUCAGAAGUACCCAUAUUGGAACUGGACUGGUGGAGCUGAUCAUUUUUAUGUUGCUUGUCAUUCCAUUGGUCGUUCAGCAAUGGAUAAAGCACAUGACGUGAAAUUCAAUUCCAUUCAAGUUGUGUGUUCUUCAAGCUAUUUCCAAUAUGGGUACAUUGCUCAUAAAGAUGCAUGCCUGCCACAAAUUUGGCCAAGACAAGGAGACCCUCCUAAUCUUGCUUCGUCAAAGAGAAAGAAGCUUGCAUUCUUUGCUGGAGAAAUGAACUCCCCAGUUCGACAAAAACUUCUUCAAGUAUGGAGAAACGACACCGAGAUCUUUGCGCACCAUGGCCGGCUCACAACUCCUUACGCCGACGAGUUGCUUGGAAGCAAGUUCUGCCUCCAUGUGAAAGGCUUUGAAGUAAAUACAGCUCGUAUUGCAGACUCACUAUAUUAUGGCUGUGUUCCUGUGAUCAUUGCCAACUACUAUGAUCUCCCAUUUGAAGACAUAUUAAACUGGAAAAGCUUCUCAAUCAUUGUUGCUACUUUAGACAUCCCAUUGCUUAAAAGAAUCCUCAAGAGGAUCAGCCUUGAAGAAUAUCUAAUGCUACGAAGCAAUGUGUUGAAGGUGCGCAAACAUUUCCAGUGGCAUCUUUCCCCUAUUGAUUACGAUGCAUUUUACAUGGUUAUGUAUGAGUUGUGGCUUAGACGGAGUUCUAUGAGGGUUCCCUCUAGUGCUUUUGUUGAUCCCAUCGAUGACCAAAUUAUUCUCAAGUGAUAAUUCCUUGUGUUGCCCUAGCGGUAGCCUUUUGUAUAAAUUUUUCCUAUAUUUUAUUUUA
This is a messenger RNA of Alnus glutinosa, 1584 nucleotides long. RefSeq names its product probable glycosyltransferase At5g03795. The transcript has 3 exons. Lineage: Eukaryota; Viridiplantae; Streptophyta; Magnoliopsida; Fagales; Betulaceae. The record is from RefSeq and is a predicted model, not a curated record. Bases 78 to 1523 code for a protein of 481 amino acids. Gene Ontology annotation, molecular function: glycosyltransferase activity.